Messenger RNA from Medioppia subpectinata, 900 nucleotides. NCBI's taxonomy places the organism in Eukaryota, Metazoa, Arthropoda, Arachnida, Sarcoptiformes, Oppiidae. The record is from the annotation of a GenBank genome assembly.
GCACGAGUGAACCACUCAUAACGUAAGCCAUCAAAACGUAAACACAAUUUGUAAGCAAAACAGCGUUUGAAUCGUUGUCUCAAACAUAAAGUGAAGUGUUUUUGGGAUUCAAUAGUGAUUUCACUAAAUUAGCGGACAAUACAAACAUGUCUUCAAAUGCCACUCAAUUAAGUCAACAACAGUUUAAGAUUGUAUUAUUAGGCGAGGGAUGUGUUGGGAAGACAUCACUGAUGCUGAGAUACUGUCAAAAUAAAUUCACUGAAAACCACGAGUCGACACUUCAGGCCUCGUUUUUGACCAAAAAGUUUAUCAUAAACAACACUCGCGUUCAGCUCUCCAUUUGGGAUACGGCCGGUCAGGAGCGGUUCCACGCGUUGGGACCCAUCUAUUACAGGGACUCCAACGGCGCGCUUCUGGUGUACGACAUCACAGAUCCGGACUCUCUGUCGAAAGUGAAGUCAUGGGUGAAAGAGUUGCGCAAAAUUCGCGGCAAUAAUGUGGUUCUGGCGGUCGUCGGCAAUAAGACAGACCUCCUCUCCCCUCAGCAGCAAAGCAAUGGCGCCGACAACCAGAUCAUCGAUGAGGCGCAGAAGUACAGCCAAUCCGUUAACGCUUAUCAUUACUGUACGUCCGCUAAGAGUAACCGCGGAAUCGAUGACCUGUUUCUUGACUUAACUAAAAAAAUGUUAGCACAAAACCAGUUAAUUCAAGAACAAACACAAGUCAAGUCCCGGUCCUCAGCGUCGGCUCCCAACCAGAGAGGUCUUACAAUAGCCGCAGACCCGCCCACUGAUGAAGAGGAGGGCGCAGACACCCGACGGAACAAAUGUUGCUAAUCUUUAAUGUUAUUAUUGUUUAAUAUAAAAGUUAUUUUUGUUUUAAUUGAAAUUAUUCUUUGAA